GGCCCGUAUCGAUUAAGUUGAAAUCGUAGAGAUUAUAACGGAGACCAAACCCUAAUUCGUUUAUAUACCGGUACGUAGCCUCCUCCCACUCAUCUUUCAGCUUCUCUAAUCGACGUUCGCUCCUCCGUCCAAAGUCAAAAUGGCGCCGAAGAAGGAUAAGGUUCCGCCGCCGUCAUCUAAACCUGCCAAAUCCGGAGGUGGAAAGCAGAAGAAGAAGAAGUGGAGCAAGGGAAAGCAAAAGGAGAAGGUGAACAACAUGGUGUUGUUUGAUCAGGCUACUUACGACAAGCUUCUCACCGAAGCUCCCAAGUUCAAGCUCAUCACCCCUUCCAUUCUCUCCGACCGUAUGAGGAUUAACGGGUCCCUAGCAAGGAGGGCUAUUAGAGAGCUUAUGGCGAAAGGUGUCAUCAGGAUGGUCGCUGUUCACUCUAGCCAGCAAAUCUACACUCGUGCCACCAACACCUAAUAUGUUUUGUUUGUGAUACCAGCUUUGGCCUUUUGUUUUUGUUGUCUCCUCCUCUUCAGGAACUCGUUAGAAUUUUGUUUUUAAUUCCCUUAUAAAGAAAGAAAAAAAAUGCGUUGAGACUACUAAA
This is a messenger RNA of Raphanus sativus (radish), 593 nucleotides long. Its product is annotated as 40S ribosomal protein S25-4-like. Lineage: Eukaryota; Viridiplantae; Streptophyta; Magnoliopsida; Brassicales; Brassicaceae. Gene Ontology annotation, cellular component: cytosolic small ribosomal subunit. The transcript has 4 exons. Bases 140 to 466 code for a protein of 108 amino acids. The record is from RefSeq and is a predicted model, not a curated record. Gene Ontology annotation, molecular function: structural constituent of ribosome.